AAACUGUCUGUGUGAUGGGGACAUUUGUGUUUGUAAGCUAAAUCGACUAUACCCCUCGAUGAUCGCGUCUACAAAGUUCGUCAAUAAUUGUCUACUUUCAGUUUUCAGAACAUGGCUACAAAAUCACUUUUGUUUUAUGCGUCAUGGAACAAAUCCACGGAAGUUUUUAACUGCUUGAUAAGUUUUAAAAGCUUGAAGAAGAAAAACAAAGCAGAAACAGAAGUUGAAGUAGAAGCCAGUAUCAUCAAGAUUAAAAUUGGGAAGCAAGAGUACCGUUUAACAUUGGGAAACAUUGUAGUGCAACCAAACACAUGUAGAGGACUUGUUUACAAUGAACAGGAGGAAGAAAUACAGUUCAGCUUAAAAGGUGACUUAUUAAAUCAGAAGACAUCAACUGAUGACUCAAAGUCAUUGAGGCAGCUGUCCAAUCAGAGUCUGACUGUUGACAGCAUUGAGAGGCACCAGAACAAGUGGUUCUGUGGGUUGUGUCGACAGAAAAUCCUGGCCGAUUGCCUGUUCGCACGUGUGCUUCCCCUUCCAUCGGAGAACUGGGCUGACUUCACAGACAUGUGGUUCUGUUGUAACCACGGCUGCAAGGACAACGGUGCCACACAAGCGAGCAAAACUAAGCAGCUGUUGCCAGGGACAAAAGAGUGUUUUGUUGGUGAUACAUAUCUGUUGGUUGCCAGGGGAUACACCAACAAAGGUUUUGUGAAGGUCAAUAAGUCAGGCUCAGUGGUUUGCAGACGUUGUGGCCAACAGUUAGGGGUAGUCAUGGAAACAGAUGUUGGUGCCAACGAGGACGAUGCAGUCCUCAGACUGUUUCUGCACUCCAUUGUCAUCAAAGAUAUAUCCUAUGAAGUGUCUACACAGAUCCCUUUAAGUGAAGAUCUAGAUGGGUUUUUCAGUCGUCUGCUUCACGAGCAGAGUGCCACCUACAGCAGCUACCGCUUCAUCAUCGAAGCCAACCCAGGCACGCCAGACCAGUCUGUGUCCACAUGCCUGGUGUGGCUGUUAGAUGCAAAUGUUGCCAUGUUUACAUCUGAGAAAAAUCCACAACAGAACUUUGAAUUUAGUGUUCAACAGAUGUCUGCCAUAAAAAUACUCUUCAAAUGCCAGUUAUGCAGUAGUCAUUCCAAAAGGCCUGUGGACUAUGUGACCAAGUCUGUGAUAUCACUUUGGCGUAAGGACAACACGGUACACGGCGUGACCUUGCCCCACCCGGUCUUGCUGCAGUUGCUACGGUUACUGGUGCGCAACUGUAAAUUGCUGCCAUGCACACAGAGAUACCUCAACGGCUUUCAUGUAAGCUUUCUGAGGAACCAAGACACAUCCUGACAUUGAAACUCAAUCAGCAUUGUACCGUUCUAUUGACUAUGGUCGACUUGGAGGAUAUCUACUGACAAUGUUUGUUCUGGCUGAUAUCUAGUGACAAUAGUCAACGUACAUGUAGCUUAUAUCUAGUGACAAUAGUUGACUUGGCUGAUAUCAAGUGACAAUCGUUAACUUUGAUGAUAUCUAGUGAAAUUGGCCGAUAUCAAGUGAAAAUCGUUGACUUGGCUGAAAUCUAGUGACAAUAGUUGACGUACAUGUUAUUGUAGCUUAAAUCUAGUGACGAUCGUUGACUUGGCUGAUAUCAACUGACAAUCGUUGACUUGGAUGAUAUCUAGUAAAAAUGCUUGACUUGGCUGACAUCAAGUAAAAAUGGUUGACUUGGCUUAAAUCUAGUGACAAUGUUUAACUUGGCUGAUAUCUAGAGACUAUGGUAUUUGACAUGGUAGAGAAAUGUCAAGAAGCAAAGUCUAUACAUUUUUAUAUUUUCUACAUGGCUUAUUGUUGGUUGAUGACUGUGAAAGUAGAAUAAAUGAAACACAUAUUAAUUGGGCUUAGCUGUUAAAAGGUUUGUCUUAAUGAAAGAAAUGCAAAAUGUCCUAAAUAUGUGGUAAUAUUUUUGUAGCUCAGCUGUGAAUGAUGAGCUCAAUGAUAGCUAUGUGAUCAUUAUAUGUCCCACAUUGUUGUACAUUGUCAUUUUUAGCUCGGCUGUUUUCGGAGAAACCCCGAGGUAUUGUCAUAGCCAGCUUCUCGUUUGGCGUCGUGUUAAAACCUUUACAUUUUGUUAACCUUUUGAACAUUGGCUCUAAAAUCAAAGUGCUUCUACCUACAACUUUGAAACUUUGUAGAUGCACAUUGAUGCGUUCUACAUGCCACACCCAUUUUUGGGUCACUAGGUCAAAGGUCACUGUGAACUAAAAAAACAACAGCAUCUGACAAUUUUUCAUUUAUUCAAAACUGCUCUCACAGCCGAGCGUUGGCACCCGUUAUGCGGUGCUCUUAUUCAGCUGGUGAUCACUCUAGAAGCCACAUUUUGUGUCAAAUCUCAAUGGAACAUGGUCUGGAGGUUUAUCUUGAAAAUAUCUGGACAUAGUUUAAAUGUGGGUCAACUAUGGUCAAAUACUAGGUCGAAUUUUAUGAAAAUAACCUCUGGAGGCCUCAUGAAUGACUCCAUUUUGAUGAAACUUUGUCAGAAUAUUUAUCUUGACUUCUUUGAAUCUGGGUCAUGUGCAUACCAAAGCUAGGCCACCUUUUGAGAUCUAAGACAAAACAUGACAUACCACUAUAGAGGCCACAUUUAUGACCAAAUCUUGAUGCAACUUCGUCAGAAUGUUUAUUUUUGCAAUAUCUAGGCCAAGUUCAACUCUGGAUCAUGCAUGUCCGAAAUCUAGGUCACUAGGUAAUAUCUUUGAGAAAAAACAACAAAUUAUUGCCACUCUUGAGGCCAUAUUAAUGACUAAAGGUCAUAACAUCUUGUUACAUAGGCCACAUUUAUGACUCAAUCUUGAUGAAACUAGUUUAACAAUAUCUAGGUCAAAAUUAAAUCUGCUUGUCCAAGUACUAGGGCACCUGGCCAAAUCUUUGAGAAACAUUUUUACCACUCCAGAAGCCACAUUUAUUACUCAACCUUGAUGAAACUUGGUUGCAAUAUUUUACAAUAUCAAGUGAAAUCUUUAAUAGGGGUCAUGUUUUUCAAAAAAUUGGGUCACCAUGUCAAAUCUUAACAGGAGCACUGCAUAACGAGUGCCACGCUCGGCUGCGAAAGCUUGUCAGAUUUUUUUUUUUUAGAGGUCACAGUGACCUUGACCAUUAACCUAGUGACCCAAAAUGGGUAUGGCAUGUUAAGGUUUUUGUUUAAGUUUUAUAUUAGAGGUCACAGUGACCUUGACCUUUAACCUAGUGACCCAAAAAUGGGUGUGGCAUGUAGGACUCAUCAAUUUGCAACUACAUAUGACGUCGGACGAGCUGGCUAUGACAAUAGCUCGGAUUUUCUCCGAAAACAGCCUCGCUAAAAAUCAAAAGGGGUCAUCUGCGAGUCAUGAUCAAUGUACCUAUGAAGUUUCAUGAUUCUAGGCGUAAGCUUUCUUGUGUUAUCAUCCGGAAACCAUUUUACUGUGUCAAGUCACCGUGACCUUUGACCUAGUGACCUGAAAGUCAAUAUGGGUCAUCUGCGAGUCAUGAUCAAUGUACCUAUGAAGUUUCAUGAUCCUAGGCAUAAGCGUUCUUGAGUUAUCAUCGGGAAACCAUUUUACUAUUUCGGGUCACCACGACCUUCACCUUUGACCUGGUGACCUGAAAAUCAAAAGGGGUCAUCUGCGAGUCAUGAUCAAUGUACCUAUGAAGUUUCAUGAUCCUAGGCGUAAGUGUUCUUGAGUUAUCAUCCGGAAACCAUUUUACUAUUUCGGGUCAUAGUGACCUUGACAUAGUGACCUGAAAAUCAAUAGGGGUCAUCUGCGAGUCAUGGUCACUGUAUCUAUUAAGUUUCAUGAUCCUAGGCGUAAGCGUUCUUGAGUUAUAAUCCGGUAACCAUUUUCUAUUUCAGGUCACCGUGGCCUUGACCUAGUGACCUGAAAAUCAAUAGGGGUCAUCUGUGAGUCAUGAUCAAUGUACCUAUGAAAUUUCAUGAUCCUAGGCAUAAGCGUUCUUGUGUUAUCAUCCCGAAACCAUUUUACUAUUUCGGGUCAUCUUGACCUUUGACCUAGUGACCUAAAAAUCAAUAGGGGUCAUCUGAGAGUCAUGAUCAAUGUACCUAUGAAGUUUCAUGAUCCUAGGCCUAAGCGUUCUUGAGUUAUCAUCCGGAAACCAUCUGGUGGAUAGACCUACGGAACCGACAUGAGCAAAACAAUAUACUGCCUCUCCUUCGAAGGGGGGCAUCAAAAUUACUUUCUUUUAUUUUCAUCAGCAAGAAAUUUUGUAAUUUAAAAAGAAAAUUACUAUUGAGGUGAUCUUGAUGAAACUUACUCAAAAAUGUUUGUCUUUUUAAGAUAAAUGCCUUAGUUGAAUCCGGAUCAAGUGGGUUAAACAACUUUGUCACCAGGUCAAGUCUUCAACAAGUGGUGUACCUGUCACUCAGAUGAGCCAUUCAGGGCCACCAUGACCUUCUUGUUUCAACAGCCAGGGUGUCAAUGGCAAUAAAUGGCACGAUUUGAAAUGUUUGUUGUCUGUUUUUAUGUAGUUAUAUACAUGUACAUUGUGUAUGGAGGAAAUAAACUAUAGAGCAUUC
Molecule: messenger RNA, 4555 nt
Organism: Dreissena polymorpha
Lineage: Eukaryota; Metazoa; Mollusca; Bivalvia; Myida; Dreissenidae
Product: E3 ubiquitin-protein ligase E3D-like
Exons: 10
Coding region: 112-1338 (408 amino acids)
Biological process (GO): proteasome-mediated ubiquitin-dependent protein catabolic process; protein polyubiquitination; protein autoubiquitination
Cellular component (GO): nucleus; cytosol; ubiquitin ligase complex
Molecular function (GO): ubiquitin protein ligase activity; ubiquitin conjugating enzyme binding; cyclin binding
Source: RefSeq, a predicted model, not a curated record